AUGAAGAAUUGUUUGGCAUACCUGGUAUUAGCCGUGUGCUUGCUCACCGGCCCAGUAGCAAGUCAAUCUGCUACGGUUUCAGUAAACGUUGGAGGAAGCAUUAUCACUUUAGCAUCGUCGGAUUUGGCGACGAUACUGGCUAUAGUAGCAGCUCUGCAAGGAACUACGACCACGACUGCGGCUACUACAACAUUAGCCACAACAACGGCUGCAGUUACUACUACGGUUCCAACCACUACAGUUUCAACCACUACCGCUCCUACUACAACCGCUCCAACCACUACCGCUCCAACAACUACCGCUCCAACAACUACCGCUCCAACAACUACCGCUCCAACCACUACCGCUCCAACCACUACGACUACCGCUCCAACCACUACCGCUCCAACCACUACCGCUCCAACCACUACCGCUCCAACCACUACCGCUCCAACAACUACCGCUCCAACAACUACCGCUCCAACAACUACCGCUCCAACCACUACCGCUCCAACCACUACGGCUCCAACUACUACGGCUCCAACCACUACCGCUCCAACCACUACGGCUCCAACCACUACCGCUCCAACCACUACCGCUCCAACCACUACCGCUCCAACCACUACCGCUCCAACCACUACCGCUCCAACCACUACCGCUCCAACCACUACCGCUCCAACCACUACGGCUCCAACCACUACGGCUCCAACCACUACCGCUCCAACCACUACGGCUCCAACUACAACCGCUCCAACCACUACCGCUCCAACCACUACCGCUCCAACCACUACGGCUCCAACCACUACCGCUCCAACCACUACCGCUCCAACAACUACCGCUCCAACAACUACCGCUCCAACCAGUACCGCUCCAACCACUACGGCUCCAACUACAACCGCUCCAACCACUACCGCUCCAACCACUACCGCUCCAACCACUACGGCUCCAACCACUACCGCUCCAACCACUACCGCUCCAACAACUACCGCUCCAACAACUACCGCUCCAACCACUACCGCUCCAACCACUACCGCUCCAACCACUACGGCUCCAACUACUACGGCUCCAACCACUACCGCUCCAACCACUACCACUCCUACUACAACCGCUCCAACCACUACCGCUCCUACUACAACCGCUCCAACUACAACCGCUCCAACAACCACGACCGUUGCCCCAACAACCACGACCGUUGCCCCAACAACCACGACCGUUGCUCCAACAACCACGACCGUUGCCCCAACUACCACUACCACCAAACCUUGCAUUGGCGGAGGAAGCAUUGGCAUUGGCGGAGGAAUCAAGAUUGGUGGGCUUGGAAUUGGUGGAAGCAUCAACUUGGGUGCUGGAUUGGGAGGUGUAGGUGCCAACAUUGGUGGAGGAAUCAAGAUUCCAUCAGUACCAACACUCAUCGGUACAGGAUUAAACGUGGCUGGCAGCGUUUUGGGUACUGCGACCAAUUUGGCCGGCGGUGUGAUCAAUACUGCAGGAAAUCUGGUGAAUGGCGUUCUAGGCACUGGAGUGAACUUGCUUGGAACUGCAGUUAACACAGCCGGUAAUGUGGCUGGCAAUGUAGUUAAUGGCGUUCUCGGUACGGGAUUGAACCUGCUAGGCACGGCUACUAACACGGCUGGAACCGCAGUCAAUGGUGCUUUGGGCACCGGUUUGAAUGUGAUCGGCAAAGCGACUAACACGGCUGGCAAUGUGGUAAACAGCGCUCUGGGUACCGGGUUGAACUUGCUCAGCCCAGCGACUAACACGGCUGGCAACGUAGUGAACAGCGUUCUCGGAACGGGAUUGAACCUGCUAGGCACGGCUACUAACACGGCUGGAACCGCAGUCAAUGGUGCUUUGGGCACCGGUUUGAAUGUGAUCGGCAAAGCGACUAACACGGCUGGCAAUGUGGUCAACGGCAUUCUUGGUACGGGAUUGAACCUGAUCGGUAAUGUGGCCAAUACGGCAGGUACUGCUGUUCGAGAUGUUCUGGGAGGCGUUAGCGGUGCGGUUAAUGGCGCUCUUAACACAGGCAUUCAGGCAAGUGGUGGUCUCAAUCUUAACGCUGGCAAUCUCAACGCUGGCCUCUCUGCCGGAGCAGGGCUCAACGUAGGAACGGGGCUUCCUUACUCAAACGUGCUUCGUCUGGGUUUUGCUGGAUAA
Molecule: messenger RNA, 2136 nt
Organism: Anopheles aquasalis
Lineage: Eukaryota; Metazoa; Arthropoda; Insecta; Diptera; Culicidae
Product: mucin-2
Source: RefSeq, a predicted model, not a curated record